AUGUCCCCGGACCCCCGGAACCCCCGGGGGCUGACGGAUUUUUCCCGGCUGAAUCCCGGUUUUCCUUUGCUCGGCAGGGUGAACCUGGCGCUGGCCUACACGGAGCUGACGGAGGAGCUGUGCCGGCUGCGGAACCUCAGCUCCCUGCAGAGCCAAAUCCUGCGGGCGCUGCUGCAGGAAAAGAGCCUCAACGGCGGCCAGCGCCACUCCCCGCUGUCCCAGUGCCACUCCCCGGCUCAGCAGCGCCGCUCGCCAGCCCCUCAGUGCCCCUCGCCCGUUCCUCCGGGACGCUCCCAGUGCCAAUCUCCCGCCCUCCAACGCCGCUCGCCGGGACCCCCAAGCCAAUCUCCGGCCCAGCAGCGCCGCUCGCCACAACGGCGCGGCCUGGGCGCCUCCGAGCCCCGCAAAGUGAGGGAACGGAGCCCCAAAACCGGGGAACCGCUCCCGGUGAGCCCCCCCUGGCCUUUCCGGGGCUCUUUGUACCCCAAACCCGUGGUACCGGCUCGGUGA
Cyanistes caeruleus (blue tit) is the source of this 510-nucleotide messenger RNA. The record is from RefSeq and is a predicted model, not a curated record. Lineage: Eukaryota; Metazoa; Chordata; Aves; Passeriformes; Paridae.